GCGCGCCUAAAGGCCGGUGCUACCGCUGUCACAGCCGUGUCCGGUUACAUCAGAGUCGAUUUGGAGGACGUCGAUUCUACGGACCGGAUGAAUUGACCGCGCUAAGUGUGCCCUCAGAUCUCGACUGUCCAGGAGUGUAUAUGGACCUAUUGUUGUAUCCGAACACCAGCAGGAACGACGCCGCGUAGAUCCAUGCCUCGGCUUAUUCUUGGUUAUUACCCCUCGAGAUGCGCCUCGAGCUAGGCUGCUACAGAACUUCAUUAGGGAUUACAUUAUCCUCGCUCCAUCUCCUUGUCUGCUUCUCGUUCUUAUGUACCCGUACCUCCUGGACAACCUCACUCUUCUGCAGCAGUUCGUCAACCCGUGUCCUGAAGAACUAGCAGGUGCGCCGUCAUCAACAGCAAGAAAUUCAAACACCAGAACACGAUGUGGUCCUGGACCAUCUUAACCUUGAGCCUUGCCGGGAUGGCAUUGCCCGUCGCAAGCCAGUCCGCGCUGCCAGCCCAGAGAGAAGCUGGAGUGUCCGCGUACCCGUUUGGUAUGUCCUCGGUCUCGCUGACUGAGAGUCGGUGGAUGGCCAACCAAAACCGCACCGUCAAUUAUCUGAAGUGGGUAGAUGUAGAACGACUGCUCUACAACUUCAGGGCCAACCACCGUUUGUCAACCAAAGGAGCCACGGCAAAUGGCGGGUGGGAUGCCCCCAACUUCCCCUUCCGCACCCAUGCCCAAGGACACUUUCUCACGGCGUGGGCUCAAUGCUAUUCCACCCUCGGCGAUGUCGAGUGCCGCAACCGAGCAACAUACUUUGUGGCUGAACUUGCCAAAUGCCAGGCGAAUAACGCUGCCGCCGGUUUUGGAGCCGGAUACCUCUCAGGCUUUCCUGAGUCCGAGUUCACCGCCCUGGAAGCCCGGAGGCUCAGCAACGGCAACGUCCCAUACUAUGCGAUCCACAAGACCAUGGCCGGGUUGCUCGACGUUUGGCGCCACGUCGGAGACAAUAAAGCGCGUGACGUCCUGCUCGCGCUUGCCGGGUGGGUUGACUCUCGCACCAGUCGGCUCAGCUACGACCAGAUGCAAGCCAUGCUGGGCACCGAGUUUGGCGGUAUGAACGAUGUCCUCACAGAGAUUUACCUCGAGACGGGCGACAAGCGCUGGCUUACCGCCGCGCAGAGGUUUGACCAUGCGGCUGUGUUCAACCCGCUGGCAUCUGGCCGGGACCAGCUCAACGGCCUUCACGCAAACACUCAGGUGCCUAAGUGGAUAGGCGCUGCGCGCGAAUUCUUUGCAACGGGGACUACCCGCUACAGAGAUAUUGCCAAAAAUGCCUGGAACAUCACAGUUGGCGCCCAUACCUAUGCCAUUGGCGGGAACAGCCAGGCAGAGCACUUCCGUCCGCCAAAUGCCAUUGCUCAAUAUCUGAACAAGGAUACCGCCGAGGGGUGCAACACCUACAACAUGCUGAAGCUGACUCGGGAGCUGUGGAGGAUGGACCCGGGCAGCACGGCCUAUUUCGACUAUUACGAGCAAGCGCUGCUAAACCACCUCCUUGGCCAGCAGAACCAAGCCGAUAGCCACGGUCACAUCACCUACUUCACCCCGCUGAACCCGGGCGGCCGCCGUGGUGUUGGCCCAGCGUGGGGAGGCGGCACCUGGAGCACCGAUUACAACUCCUUUUGGUGCUGUCAGGGCACAGGGAUCGAGACCAACACCAAGCUGAUGGAUUCCAUCUAUUUCCACGACGAUUCGACGUUGUUCGUUAAUUUGUUCACACCCUCAGUCCUGAAGUGGUCGCAGCGCAAUAUCACGGUUCAGCAAACCACGGCAUUCCCGAUUGACGGUAAGAUCCUGCUAACCAUCCAGGGCGGACGGAGCGGAGGCGACGAGUGGACGUUGCGCAUCCGGAUCCCGUCGUGGACUCCCAAAGCAGAAGUCAGCGUCAACGGCGAGAAAGUCCAAAGCAUCAGCACAACACCGGGGUCAUAUGCCUCUGUCAAGAGGGUCUGGCAAUCGGGAGACAAGGUUGAAAUCCGACUGCAGAUGAAGCUACGGAUUGUGCCAGCCAACGACAAACCCAGCGUCGCGGCUGUCGCUUACGGUCCCGUGAUUCUCUCCGGCAACUAUGGCAGCACUUCGUUGUCCUCGAUGCCGACGCUCGCGUUGGGUUCGUUGCGCCGGAAGAGUACGGGUAGUCUGGCGUUUACUGCUACCGCGGAUGGCAAAUCGGUUGAGCUGGGCCCGUUUUAUGAUGCGCAGGGGUUUAAUUACAAUGUGUACUGGGCGACUAGCGGGCAGUUGCCGGCAGAUGUAUAGAUAGCAUGAUGAAUCGGAUGACGGUUGGGGGUUGUGUCCCGGGUGGUAGCUUGUUCUUGUGAAGAUUCCCAGGGAGCCCGGCGUGUAUAUAUGUAUUCCAGAAGCCGGUAUUCUUUAAGUUAUGGCCGAGUGGCGGCCCGCGGCGUCGCGUCCAUACUGGGAUCUCUUGACAAGG
Molecule: messenger RNA, 2485 nt
Organism: Canariomyces notabilis
Lineage: Eukaryota; Fungi; Ascomycota; Sordariomycetes; Sordariales; Chaetomiaceae
Product: DUF1680-domain-containing protein
Exons: 2
Coding region: 427-2310 (627 amino acids)
Biological process (GO): carbohydrate metabolic process
Source: RefSeq, a predicted model, not a curated record